This is a messenger RNA of Acanthoscelides obtectus, 4015 nucleotides long. NCBI's taxonomy places the organism in Eukaryota, Metazoa, Arthropoda, Insecta, Coleoptera, Chrysomelidae. The record is from the annotation of a GenBank genome assembly.
GUUCCCCAAAAACUCCCCUCCAACUCCAAUAUCUACUUGUUCACGUGCGCGCUGGGCGAUCGUGUCAUCCCCCUUUUUGAACUCAGUUUAGCUCGGGAAUGCUAGAAAAAUGAGAUAGUUGGAAACAUGAGGGUAAUAGUUGUAGUUUUUUGUUUGGUUUGUUGUGUAGUCGCUAAUAAGCAAACUAGAAAGGACUAUGAGAGGAUAUUGUCGCUUGUAUCACAUUGGUCUAAGGAAAUAGGAGAACGGCUAGCCUCCCUUAGCGAAACUAUGACAAGAAUUGACCAAGUACAACAGAGUUUUGACCCAUUGACAGACACGCUAACCAAGGAAAAGCCGGAACUCUUCUUAAACAAAGUAGCCACUGAUAUUAGGAUUAUGAUGGAUACUAAAGCGGAAGCUGUGUCGAAUAUCGCUGAAUAUGCCGAAUUUCUAUCUUAUCAUCGAAAAAAUGAAAGUUUGGAUCGGUUUUCAAAGUACUACUUCUUUAAUGCUGACAGUAUCAAUGAAACCUCUUGGGACCCAGAAAGAGCUGCUGACCUCGAAAAAGAAAUACGUAAGAGCGAAUGUCGUUGGGCUUGCAACCAAAUCAACGUAACUCAUCUACCGUACAAUAUCUUCUCGAACACCACGUUCAGGCAGCAUCUGUUCGAGUUAAGACGGCACGAAAAGGGCAUCAGUUGCCUAUGUGAAGACUGGAAGAAGUGGAAAUUGUCGGAGGAAGAGUAUGGGUAUUACCACCUGCCUUUGAUAUACGAUCCGAGGUAUCAAGAAUAUGUGAACACUAACUUGAGUGUGGUGAAAAUACCACUCAAUGUUUGGGAUAGAGAGAAAAACGUGUUGGAAGGAGUACGAUGGUCAGAAGCUUUGGACCUUAUCUUCAAAUAUAAUUUAGAAAAAGAUCCGACCCUUACCUGGCAAUAUUUCGCCAGUCCACAUGGGUUCAUGAGACAUUAUCCAGCUAUACAAUGGUCCGGUGAGCAGUACAACAAAACGUACGACUUCCGCACCAGGACCUGGUAUACAGAAGCAAUAACGUCUCCAAAAGACAUUAUAAUACUUUUGGAUCGAUCAGGAUCAAUGAAGGGUACCAAACGGGCUCUAUCGCAGCAAAUUGUGAACCAGAUCUUGGAUACUUUGAACGAUAACGAUUUUGUUAAUAUUUAUACUUUCACGAAUUCAACCGAGCCCUUAGUAGAUUGCUUCAAUGACACCUUGUUUCAGGCAAAUGAGGAAAAUUUGAGGCUACUGAGAGAAAACUUGAAUGUAUAUGAUGAAGCGUAUGCAGCCAAUUUGGUUCUAGGUUUUCGAAAGGCGUUCGAUAUUCUGGAGAACUUUAGGCAUACAGGAACAAGUGCUCGAUGUAACCAAGCAAUCAUACUGAUUACUGAAGGAAUAGAUUACGAUUAUCCAAAAGAAAUGUUUUUCGAACAUAACAAAGAUAAGGACUUUCCUUUGAGAGUGUUCGCGUUUCAGAUUGGUCAAGAUCCAAACGAUGCUAAGGAAAUGGAAUGGAUCGCUUGUGCAAAUAUGGGUUAUUGGGGAAAUAUGACACAUAUGGGCGACAUAAGAGAAAAGAUGCUUAGUUACCUCAACGUGAUGUCUCGUCCCAUAAACUACAAUGGAAAAAUGCCCAAUAAGAUGAACAGGAACUACAUUUGGAGCUAUCUUCAUGUUGACUUGGCUGAUAGGCGACUAUCCAACUGGUUAUGGAAGAAAUUCGAGGGAAUUAGGCAACGAGAGGUCUUCCUGGAGCAUAUCAAGAAUGACAUGGUGAAAAAGAAGAAAAAGAUGCCUCCUAAUUAUGUUUUACUCCAGACCCACCAUGAAUACGAGAAGUACGAAGGCAAGAGUGCAUACAAAUAUAUGACCACGGUUUCAUUACCAGUAUAUGGCAGAAGAGAGGACGAGACUGAGCUGGUUGGGGUAGCUGGAAUAGAUGUUCCACUGUACAACUUCAAAGAACGCAUUCCCUACUAUCGGCUAGGAGUAAACGGUUACGCCUUCGUCGUCACAAAUAAUGGCUACAUUCUGAUCCAUCCUGAGCAUCGUACCGAGUUCGAGAACAUCCUGAAGCCUACCUUUAACCGAGUAGAUAUUUUAGAGGUUGAGGUUUUGGACGACGACAAGGAACCUAGACUUUUCGGAGAUGCAGUUAUCAAACUACGUGAAUUACUGGUCAAUCAGAAUGAGACUAUCCCAAUAACGCUGAAUGUUAAGUUUCCCUUAAACGAUAUGAAAAGGGUGGUUCUUUCAAAAAGGCAUUACUAUUAUUCCAAGAUCGGACCUUUCACAUUGGGCAUUGUACUGCCCGAUAAGUAUGGCUUUACAAAGGUUGAUGCUGGGAACAUACCACGACCCAAUCCUGUCGAAAAGAUCUACAAUGCGCUCAACAAUUCUACAUUUUGGACUGUACAUCCUGAAUGGGUGUAUUGUCAAAAGUGUAAAGUAGACCAAACUCCAGUUGAAAAAGUGAAAACAGCUUUUAUUAAAAAUGAGAAAUCCGAUCUACUGAAUGCCCUGUUUUAUGAUUUAGUGGCUACCAGUUGGUUUGAUUCUACGGAUUCGGGCUUCAAACUGUACAUAGAAGAGUAUCUGAUAAGCCACAUAUUCCUAUCAACUCAUUCUGGGUUGACCAGAUGGAAAAGGUUCAACUUUAUCGACCCGAUUGUAGAACCUUUCGAAAAGAGAGAAGUUAAAGCUAUAGAAGAAGAUUGGUAUAAAAGAUCAGUUGAAUUUACGUAUGAUCAAGAUAUGUUUAUCUAUUCAGUACCAUUUGAAACUCUAGCAAAUGAUACCACAACGAUGAUAACAAGCACAAAGGCAGUGUUUGUUGGAGAGGGUAGCAGUAAAACUCCUGUUGCUGUGGUAGGAUUACAAUUUAACCACAUGAAAAUGUAUGAAAUUUACAGCGAUGUAGUAACAAAGAGAAAAUUAAUAAUUUUUGAGCUGUUUUACAAUUCCACUCCACUUCAGGAUAUUUCUCAUUAUUAUUCGUAGUGUGAGAAGGGUAUCGAAAACUGCAAAAUAACUUGCCAGAUAGAACGACUGAGCUGUUACAUUUUGGACAAUAACGCUUACGUCCUUGUCAGCGAUCAACCAGACUACAUAGGAAAAUAUAUUGGUGAUAUCAGACCUGAUAUCAUGGCAGAUCUGAUAGACGACAAAGUGUACAUUCCAACCAGGAUGUUCGAUUACCAGGCAAUCUGCCAAAAAUUGCCACCAAAAAAGAUCCCGGAGGAAGAAAGAGUCAGGAUCAGAAAAGAGAAACAGCGAGCUGCAGCAAGAGCUCGGAAAAGAGCUAAGAGCUCUGCAACUCGAUUUGGGCUUCCAGAUCAACUUCUUCAAAUAGGAAAAUGGAUUCUCACGACCGUGUGGUUCCUGUUUAGAGUUGUCAGUGGAGAGGAAAAUUUUGUCUAUCAAAGCAUCAACGAAGACAUGAUAGCGUUCAACAAACAAGCGAUAAUCAAAACGUUGCCAACACCUUGUGACCAAGAACGCUGGCUUUUCAAUUUGAACAAGUCUGUGAAGUUUCCUUUGAGCCGGUAUAUUGAUCCGAAGAUCAAGUUUGAGUGUGAUUGGCCAUACGUAGUGGAUAGAAUUCCAAACUCGAAUCUCAUUUUCCUGGCUACCAAUGACCAUGGACCAUGCAAAGGCAGGCCAGCCCCAACCUAUUUAGUAGACCCAAAAGAAAUAGUAUACAACACAUCUUUGCCUUGUUAUAUCGCCACUAUGAAUAACUUUACUAGAAGAAUGUACAUGGAUUGCUUCAACAGAGAUAAACAGGAGGACGCUUUGAAUCAAAAUGACAGAAAAUAUUGCGGGCACACUUGGGGUUAAGCGAUUGGUUAAUUUUUAUGCCUUCUCUAUCAGUGCCAAAAUAUGUGCCAAAUGUCAAAUAGGCUUCUUCUGUAAUAACACACUACUAUUCUGUAAGCUUAAAUCAGACAUUUUGCAUAUUUAUUUAUACCUUGGUAUGAAUAUGUUCAUUGUAGGUUUAGGAGACAGUUAUACA